AUGGUGGUUGAGAAUAACAUUGCAGAGUUGGCGAAUUUAACGCUAGAUCAUCGAAUGGAUCCUAAAAACGAAGCCCAGUUUAUAGACAUCACAGAUCAUUUAAAGGCCCUAGCAGCGAAGUUGGCACCAGAGACAGUGGUCAAAGAAGCUACGUUCAAUCUGUUCGAAGGGACUUAUGCAUUGGAAGUAUGCAACGUGAAAUUAGAUACAAGCCUUAUUGAGUUAUGCCCUGAAGAGUUGGAAUUCGACUGCAAUGUACCAUACGGGGACUCAAAUAAUGGAGAAAGGCUUGAUUAUGUCACUGCGGUUUGUGAUCGAUUAUGUCGCUCUUUGAUGAAUUGGCUUCAUGAUUACCAAACUCUACCCACUACGGUGCUAAGUUGUCGAUACGUCGAAUUUCUUAUGGAAUUAUACACUUCGAACCCGGUUUCAUCGUUACAAUCGUUCCAAGGAUUACGCACGCGCGACCCCUUGUAUGAUCAAGUCUUGUGCAGCUUUGUGAUAGGUGUUUGUUCAUUCAUAAAGUUCACUUCCAAAGUUUUGAAAGAUGGUGGUGUUUACGAGGAGGAAGACUUGAACUGUAACGUUAUGAGUUUGGAUAUGCUCUCUGGCGUGGACACAAAAGAAGUAAUAGAUUUAUUGAACUCUUCGUUGCAACUGUUAGUUCAGUCAUACUCAGAAUCUACGCAUCUACAAAAACUUGUUGAUUUAGUCAAACAUUUGUUGCACUUACCCAAUUAUCAUUAUCCCUCAUGUCAGUCUUCGGUUUCUUCAGACUUACUACCUUUGCAAAAAUCACUAGAUAUUAUUUCUUCAUUGGUACAAGACGAUUAUACUACUAAGCAGCAUUCAUACCCUCCUGGUUGUUUUUCCAAGGGCAUUCAAAAGAGGCGUGAUAAUAACUUCCCACCAAAGGAUCUCUUUGAACCUAAGGGAGACGAAUAUGUCUCUUAUACUGAAUUCAUGAGAGAUAUCAUAGCGGCAUUAUCGGUAAAAGAUUGCAAUACAGCGUUCGAAAUCAGACAAUAUGUUUGGUUUUUCAACCGAAUUAGACAAAGGACAGUCAUGGCUCGUGCGUUACUGCAAUCAUAUUUAAUUAGAGAAGACACCAUCUUAGACAAGUUUCGGUUUAACACGUUCAAGGAUAUGCACCUUUACGAGUUCUCAUUAGCAGGAACAGCAUUGUACGAUGUAAUAUCCAGCCGCGAGCAAACAACAGAUCGCGAUAAUAUGAUAGAAGCCUUGAAUGAACUCUCAUAUUGCCUCCUUCGUUGGUAUCAAAAUAUGCCACAAAAUUCAUGUAGGCAUCGGCAAGGAUUUAAUAGACUAUUACUCGACUGGGACUCCGUUCAAGCGCAAUUUGAGCAAUAUGAAACCCAAUGGCAAUCAAUGGGAAUUGUAGAUAGCAUUACAAACAUGGGGAAUAUCCCAUUGAUGCCAGUUUCAACAUGGAUUUACACUACAAAGUUGCUUAUGAUGAUAGAAUUCACUUUAGAAGGAUUUCAUUUGGAAGUUUACAAGCCUUGGGAAUCCUUUACUCAGUACUGGUUCUGUUAUUACUUGUCGAGUCACUUGGAAUCAAACUUGAAAAGAUUGCACGAGUUUCUGUUGCAGAAGAUCAGUUACAUUUUGAAUUACAAUAAGAGAAUAAAGAAACUCAAGGCCGGCGAAAAGAAAGAGAAUGCUAAAGCGCGCUAUAGACAUUUAACAGAUAAUGUUUUACCUCAACUAAGACUAAACGAGAGAACUGUCAAUUUCUUUUUCAUGAAAUGCACAAUAUUUAAGUCUCUCUCCCUGGCUCAAGUAUUCCAAUUUGCACUACUUAAAUCUUUCAACGUAAUAGAUUCUAAGAAUGAUGUGUCUACCCGAUUCAGUUCCGAUAGACUCAUACAUAAACUUAGAUUUAAGACCUUUUCCUCAAUUGGAAUACCCGAGAUCCCCACAUUUGAACAAUUCCAAAAGUCAUUAAACGAUUUUGUCAUUGAACCACCAUCAAUUCAUUCCAAGAUACCCAAACUUCUGAACUUUAUGAAUACUGAAUUAGAAUCUGCCAAGAGUGCACUAUCUACUAUCAUACAAACCAUAGAGACUGGAGAAACAGAUGAUUCUCCAGUUUCUACCGGCACAAAACACGUGAAAGAACCGGCGUUACAAUGGUAUAAAUCAAUGCUUAACUCAACUGUUGCAUUGAGUGUCAAUGCAUCCGUGUUAAAGACGAAAUUGUCGGAAGAUUUGAAGUCACAUGACUUGCAUGCCACUUACGACGUUGAACUCAAAUUCACACCUAACGGUUGCUACUAUUUCCCAUUGUUGACAAUUUCACCUAAGAAAGCAAGAAAUGCUUUACCACACACCACAUAA
Molecule: messenger RNA, 2361 nt
Organism: Kluyveromyces lactis
Lineage: Eukaryota; Fungi; Ascomycota; Saccharomycetes; Saccharomycetales; Saccharomycetaceae
Gene: MAK10
Product: Mak10p
Exons: 1
Coding region: 1-2361 (786 amino acids)
Biological process (GO): N-terminal peptidyl-methionine acetylation
Cellular component (GO): NatC complex
Source: RefSeq, a predicted model, not a curated record